Pocillopora damicornis (cauliflower coral) is the source of this 2132-nucleotide messenger RNA. RefSeq names its product meprin A subunit alpha. Gene Ontology annotation, biological process: proteolysis. Gene Ontology annotation, cellular component: membrane. Gene Ontology annotation, molecular function: zinc ion binding; metalloendopeptidase activity. NCBI's taxonomy places the organism in Eukaryota, Metazoa, Cnidaria, Anthozoa, Scleractinia, Pocilloporidae. The record is from RefSeq and is a predicted model, not a curated record.
AUGGCCGCUGGAGGUGUUUCUUUUAUUUACAUAGUUUUGUCUUCCAUCAUGUACAAAAGCUUAGCUCUUCCUGCUGCGCUGCAAUCAGUAAAAGGAAACAAUGAAGAGGAAGGAAUAACAAGUCAUCUGGACAGAGCCAAUAAAGUGGUCGCUAAUUCUCUGUUUGAGGGUGAUAUCAAGUUAUCCCCGUUUGAUCUGAGGUUUGUGGACACGCGAGAAGAGGGUGACGUUGAUGGGGAACUGGCGCCAAGUCGACAGAAAAGGAAUGCUAAUCGCAAUAGGAUGGUUCUAUGGCAAGACAAAGUUGUUCCUUAUAAGUUUGAUUCGAGUCUUCCAGCUGAUUAUCAGACUGCUGUACACGAAGCUAUGGAUGAAUUCCGCAAACACACUUGUUUAAAGUUUGUUGAAAGAACCAAGGAGCCAAACUGGCUGCUUUUUGUAAAAAAAGAUGGAUGCUGGUCUAGUGUAGGUAAAAAAUAUUGGAGAGUCAACUAUGGACAAGACGUUUCCUUGGGCAGCGGUUGUAAUCACAAAGGGACCAUAAUGCAUGAAAUAAUGCAUGCAGUUGGCUUUUGGCACGAGCAGUCGCGACCAGACAGAAAUCAGUAUGUCGAAGUGCUAUGGGAGAAUAUUGUGGAAGGCGAGGCACACAACUUCAACAAAUACGAUCGCGGCAAGAUUGACACUCUUCAGGUACCAUACGAUUAUGACAGCAUUAUGCAUUACGGCACUAACGGCUUCUCCAAGAAUGGAAAACCAACCUUAAGGUCGAUCAGGGACCCUUCAAGAUCUCUUGGUCAGAGAAAUGGCUUCACGGCGUUAGACAUACAGGAAAUCAACGCCCUUUACGAAUGCGGCAGUGGUAUAAGCUCAAGCAAGCCUGGAUGGAGUAGUUGGUCAGAAUAUGGACCUUGCAGUUCCAGAUGUAGAAAGACUCGUCAACGAUUCUGCGCUUCUGCAAACAAGGAUGUAGACUGUCCAGGCCAGUCAUAUGGAGUGGAAACAGAAGAGGUAGCCUGCACUGAUCAGGAAUGCAAAGCCCCUAUAGAUGGUCACUGGGGACGCUGGUCAGCAUGGAGUACUUGCAGCAAGACCUGUGGAAAUGGGACUAAAGUUAGAUCUCGCCAAUGUGAUGAUCCGACCCCGGCUAAUUCCGGAAAACUCUGCUCUGGAGAUGAUAAACAACAGGCAGCUUGUAUAAAAGGAAGGUGCGGCUUAGGCCCUAAUGAUUGUGACUUUGACUUCGAAGAGGAUGGAUUCUGCCGUUGGUCCAACGUCCAAGUUUACAGCAGUGACCGAUUUAAGUGGCAGCGAGGGUCUGGUGCAACACCCAGUAGCAGCACUGGGCCUUCCGCAGACCACACGACAGGCGCAGGCAGCUAUCUCUACGUCGAGGCUUCUAGUCCUGCUCAGGAGGGUGAUCAGGCUAGGCUACUCAGUGAGCAAUUCCCAGCGACCCAAGGCCGGUGCUUAUCAUUUUGGUACCACAUGUACGGCUCAUCAACCGGGACCCUAAAUGUUCUCAUCUUGGACAAGGACGGCACGUCAAAUCUUGCUUGGUCCAAGUCCGGUGACCAGGGAGAUCAGUGGAGAGAAGCUAAGUUGACACUUGAAAGCAAAGUGGAAUUUAAGGUUGCCAUCGAAGCCAUCAGAGGAAAUAGCUUUCGAGGUGAUAUUGGACUCGAUGAUAUUCGUUUGACUGAGGGGCCAUGCAUGGAAGAGGUUGGCUGCUUUAAAGAUAACACAAAGGAUCGAGUCUUUCCAACAAUGCUGAAAAACUUGCGGCCCGAGAUAGAUUGGUAUCAUUUGGAAAAAACCAUUCAGAAGUGUGCUUUACUGACCAAACAACACGGUUAUCAGGUUUUCGCUAUUCAGUUUUACGCGGAAUGUUGGAGUGGAGAUAUAUCCAAGGUGAAAUAUGAUCGUUGGGGUGCAGCUGACAAAUCCAAAUGCCCAUUUGGAGUUGGAGCAGCGAGAAUUAAUGCCGUUUACAGACUUCUGUCUUAAAUGCCAUAAUUAAAGAUUUUCUCGUGUCAUAAAUAAUCAAUCUUUGUUCAUUAGUAUCGGAAAUGCAAAAGAGUAAAAGAUAAAGAAAUGGGUGUUAUGAGUAAGAAAUGACAAUAAACUAUUGC